AUGCUAGAUAAAACCGCACUACGAGGGUGUCACCGUUGGACGCUACUUCGGGUAUUGUUAUUUGCUACGGUGCUGAGUACGGUUCUACCAUGGCCUAUUAGUGGUGCUUCUGCCCUGCCGUACGGUAAUGCUGGUAUCGAGUUGGACGAGGAGAAUGAUGCCAUCUCACUCACCGCUUGUUACGUGGAGGAUCUACGCAAUAUUCGGGAGCAUAAUCAGAACCCGCUGGUGAUAGAGAUCAACCACUGCUACCUGCAGGAGCUCCCGAACGCAAUCUUCAUACGGUUCAAUGAUCUCAAGACGUUGGACAUCUGUGACAGUCGUGUGAACAACUUGCAGGACUUUGCCCUUAAUGGGCUACGAAACAUCGAGUCGUUGAAUCUAUCGCGCAACAAUCUCACCACGAUAAAGUCAUGGAGUGAUCAUAACCUAGACACACUGCAAGUGCUCGAUCUUAGACGAAAUCUCAUACGCUCGAUCGAUGAAUUCUCCUUCCAUCGCUACCCAGCUUUGGUUAAGCUAAAUCUGGCAGUUAACCUUAUCGUCAGCAUUCCCGAAGGUACUUUCAAACCGAUCGCGAACCUAAAGAAUCUCAAUCUCGGCAAAAACUUGCUCACUACCAUUGCUGAAGGUACACUCCGUGGACUCAACAAAUUGACGCACGUAGCGUUUCACCACAAUCGCAUUCGGACGAUCCAUCCGUUUGCAUUUGUUGGCAACAGUCAUCUGAAGGUGUUGCAGCUCCAGGGAAAUCAACUAGAAGCGUUUGAACCGGAACUUUUUGGGAAUCUUCCACGACUCACCUUCCUGAACGCUAGUAGCAACGAGCUUGAGACGAUUGGUAACUUAAGCUUUAAGAAUAAUGGUGAUCUACGGUUGCUUGAUCUAAGCUAUAACCGAAUCGGCCAUCUGGAGGACAGCAGUUUCAAGGGGUUAUACGAACUGGAGGCGCUCAACAUCAGUCACAAUCAGCUGGAAGUGGUGAGCAAAUAUGUACUGAAGGAUUGCGCUAAUCUGCGGGACCUCGAUCUCUCCGGGAACAAGCUGUCCCACGUCGAUCUGAAACUGUCCAGCUCAACACCCCGACUGGCGCGACUCAACCUGUCGAGCAACUCCAUCAGUGACGUUGAGCACGACGCGUUCGAGGAUCUGCCGAAGCUAAGCACGCUCGACGUAGCACACAAUCAGCUGACCGAUGAUUCUUUCCUAUGGCCUUUGAUGAAUCUCAGCGUGCUUAACAUGAGCCAGAAUGGAUUCCGCAAAAUCAACGCGUCGUUGCUGGAAAGUUUCGCGCUUGCCGAGCUCUACGACAACCCUUGGGACUGUCGUUUCCUCGUGCAGGAGCUCGUGCACCACAGCAGCAACGUGAUUUACGGCAAAAACUACCUUGUCGAGGAUACGGGCCGUAUUCUUACUGCGACCGGUAUCGAGUGUACGGACGAGCGUGGAAAACAUCGUGACAUUGUAGUCGUGGAGCCACCACAGAAACCUACCGACAGCGAAUUGGAAUUUCAACGGUACAAGUUCUUCCACGAAGGCCACGUCGAUACACGGCCCAUACAGGACAACUUUGACACAAAAUCCACCGUCAUUUGGUUGAUGUCCGGUGCGAUAGCUGUGUUCGGCGCGUUCAAGCUGAUACAGAUGCUGCUGCGACACUCGGAACAUCAGAGCGAAAAGUGGCGACUUGCUCAGCAUCUCGAGUACAGCAUGCCGGACGAUCGGGAUAUCGCCAUCAGCAAAGCGCUGGAAACGAAGUGUACGGACGACAAAUGAGUGUACGAUGGAAUGAAAUAAUUAUUGACGGAAGGCAAGGAGCCGGCCAAUCGGGAAACCAUAGCGAGGCCGGACAAACAAAAUGAAAAUUAUGUCCUCGCUUCGAAGCUAAUUAAAGUGCUGUCGCUUCCCAUC
Messenger RNA from Anopheles moucheti, 1911 nucleotides. RefSeq names its product insulin-like growth factor-binding protein complex acid labile subunit. Bases 1 to 1776 code for a protein of 591 amino acids. The record is from RefSeq and is a predicted model, not a curated record. NCBI's taxonomy places the organism in Eukaryota, Metazoa, Arthropoda, Insecta, Diptera, Culicidae. Gene Ontology annotation, molecular function: protein binding. The transcript has 4 exons.